ACAGCUCAUGGGAACAGAUUGGCUAAAUUGGAUGCCGAUAUUUGAUAGUAAAACAGUUUUUUAAACAAAGAAUCUAAUGGGAAACACUGCUCUCCUCGAAGGAAGUGUGAACUUUGCAUAGCGAUUGUGACCUUCAUCAGCAUGCUCCUCCAAAUAAAGCCCAAGUUGCAGGGCAAUUUGAGAGCCCCCCACCCCACCUUGCUAACUUAGAUAUUAUAAUAAUUAGGAUAAACUCUAACCCAGCCACCGCCCCAGUACCCUUUGAUCUUUUAUAACUUGUAUAUAUAGGUUUCCCUUAGCUCCUAAUUUCAUCACCCCCACCACCCAAAAUAUUUUUGUGCUUUUUAGAAAUAGAGAGGGAGAGAGAGAUGGAAGGCUCAUCUUCUAAAAUCUUUAUGUCAUCCCUUUUCAUGCUACUUGCCAUUAGUUCAUGCAUAAACCCUAGCUUUGCAGCUUCGGCUAACCAGUUAAGCACUGAGUUCAUUAGAACAUCUUGCAGAUCAACAACCUACCCAAGACUUUGCUUCAGCUCUCUCUCGGUCCAUGCAAAUUCAAUCCAAACAAGCCCUCAACUUCUAGCCAGCACAGCCCUCAAUGUGACUCUGUUCUCGGCUCAAUUAACCUCUACCGCGAUGGUGAGGAUCUCAAGAACCAAAGGGAUGAGUCCUAAAGUGGUUUCCGCCAUGAAGGACUGCGUGGAGGAGUUGAUAGAUUCGGUGGACGAACUUCGCAAGUCCAUUGGCGAGAUGAACAACUUUAAGGGCGGCUCUAAUUUUCAGCUCAUGAUAAACGACAUACAAACUUGGGUUAGUGCGGCUUUGACGGAUGAAAGUACGUGCAGUGAUGGCUUUGCAGGGAAUGCCAUGAAUGGGAACGUGAAGACCCUUGUGCGGGGAAGGAUCGUGAACGUGGCACAACUCACUAGCAAUGCCUUGGCUUUGAUCAAUCAAUAUGCCGCUCUCCAUGGUUAAUUAAUUAGCUUAAUUCUAGUGAGAUUAUAUCGUAUUAGUUGUGUACUAUAAUCAGAAGAAACAAUAGUGUGGAUAUUGCCUCUGCGGCAUCAUAUUUGUAGUUGCAGUUUUGUGUAUGAAGUUGGUGUAUCUAUAUUAUAUGCUGGACAGAGCUAAGCUCUUAAAGAUUUUUUGUGUCGAUCGAGAAGCUGCAGAGUGUUGGAUGAAUUAUUUGUGGAUAUCGAUGCAAAAGUUGCAAAUUCGCAGCUUUUGCCUUGGUAUAUUGUAAUGCAAAACUACCUACUGGAGUUUCCUUCCUUCA
This is a messenger RNA of Juglans regia (Persian walnut), 1272 nucleotides long. RefSeq names its product 21 kDa protein. The record is from RefSeq and is a predicted model, not a curated record. The transcript has a single exon. Lineage: Eukaryota; Viridiplantae; Streptophyta; Magnoliopsida; Fagales; Juglandaceae. Gene Ontology annotation, molecular function: enzyme inhibitor activity. Gene Ontology annotation, biological process: negative regulation of catalytic activity. The coding region runs from base 369 to 971 and encodes 200 amino acids.